Molecule: messenger RNA, 630 nt
Organism: Ilyonectria robusta
Lineage: Eukaryota; Fungi; Ascomycota; Sordariomycetes; Hypocreales; Nectriaceae
Exons: 2
Coding region: 68-439 (123 amino acids)
Source: RefSeq, a predicted model, not a curated record
UUUUUUCUGGGCGUUUUGCGUGCCCGUCGUCGAGACCGCCACCAUCUCUGCUGUAUGCCUCAACGAGAUGGAGGCUGGUCGCUUCCCCCGCGAAGUCUUCCUCUCUGGCCGAGAGGUCUCCAUUGAGCUGACGGCCCUCUUCAACGGCUACACCGUCGCCUUCGGGACCACGGCCCCCUUCGCGGCGAAGUACCCGGACAUGAUCACCGAGUCGAUGACGGCAAACAACGGCAACGUCAACAAAGUCAUCGCCGUGAGCCACAAGCUCAAGCAAGGCAUCAUGAUCUGGCUCGUCAUCUCCGGUCUCAUCGUGUCGGUACUCGUUAGCUUGGCCCUCGGGCUGAAGAUGCGGAAUAUCCAGGUCGCUUUCGCCGCAUUCGGAGCCAUGACGUUGGUCAUGACGGUGCCUCUAAAUGCGAUCUUUCGGAUGACGGAAUGACAGAACAUGAAUCAUGUUGAUGAAAGGAGCCUUCCAUUAGCAUGACAAUUACCACAUAGAUUAGUACGCUCGAUAUGAAAGAGAAAGACGUGGGCCACCGCGAUACCAAGACGAUAAAAGCGUUCAUAGUUAUCACAGUUCCCAUGAGCACGGAUCAUGAUCUUGCCUUGGUGCCAGCAAAGAAGAAUGAC